Mustela lutreola (European mink) is the source of this 1223-nucleotide messenger RNA. RefSeq names its product MYG1 exonuclease (gene MYG1). The transcript is spliced from 7 exons. The coding region runs from base 54 to 1205 and encodes 383 amino acids. The record is from RefSeq and is a predicted model, not a curated record. Gene Ontology annotation, cellular component: nucleus; cytoplasm. Lineage: Eukaryota; Metazoa; Chordata; Mammalia; Carnivora; Mustelidae.
CUUCCUCUUCCGGGUCGACGACCCACCUUACCCCCCCUAACCUGGGAGGCUGCAUGGUCCGCCGCUUCUCGCGCGUUCUUCUACCUCUGCUGCUGCGGCUGCCGCCACCUCCGCGGGCCCGGCCGGGUGUGACGGUCAGCCUGGAGUCCGCCCCGCCAUCCAAGCGACCCCGCGGCAGCCUUAUGGCGCCUCCCCGAAUCGGAACGCACAACGGCACUUUCCACUGCGAUGAGGCCCUGGCGUGCGCAUUGCUGCGCCUCCUGCCCGAGUACAGAGAUGCAGAGAUUGUGCGGACCCGGGACCCCGAAAAAUUGGCUUCUUGUGACAUCGUGGUGGAUGUGGGUGGCGAAUACGAUCCUCAGAGACACCGGUAUGACCAUCACCAGAGAUCUUUCACAGAGACCAUGAGCUCCCUCUCUCCUGGAAAGCCGUGGCAGACCAAGCUGAGCAGUGCGGGACUCAUCUAUCUGCACUUCGGGCACAAGCUGCUGGCCCAGUUGCUGGGCACCAGUGAAGAGGACAGCAUGGUGGGCACCAUCUAUGACAAGAUGUAUGAGAACUUCGUGGAGGAGGUGGAUGCGGUGGACAAUGGGAUCUCGCAGUGGGAAGAGGGAGAGCCCAGGUAUGUGCUGACUACCACACUGAGUGCCAGGGUUGCUCGACUUAAUCCGACCUGGAACCAGCCUGACCAAGACACUGAGGCCGGGUUCAAGCGCGCCAUGGACCUAGUCCGAGAGGAGUUUCUGCAGAGACUAGACUUCUACCAACACAGCUGGCUGCCAGCCCGGGCCUUGGUGGAAGAAGCCCUGGCCCGGCGAUUCCAGGUGGACCCAAGUGGGGAGAUAGUAGAACUGGCAAAAGGUGGAUGUCCCUGGAAGGAGCACCUCUACCACCUGGAAUCUGGGCUGUCCCCACCGGGCACCAUCGCCUUUGUUAUCUACACUGACCAGGCUGGACAGUGGCGGAUACAGUGUGUGCCCAAGGAGCCCCAUUCAUUCCAGAGCCGGCUGCCCCUGCCAGAGCCAUGGCGGGGUCUUCGGGAUGAGGCCCUGGACCAGGUCAGUGGGAUUCCUGGCUGCAUCUUUGUCCACACCAGCGGAUUCAUUGGUGGGCACCACACCCGAGAAGGUGCCUUGAGCAUGGCUCGGGCCACCCUGGCCCAGCGCCCGGUACCUAAACCUCCCACAAAUUCCCUAGACCAAUAAAACAUCCUCUAUCUCGUA